AUGUCAUUUAUAUGUGUGGAGUGUGGGAAAGGAUUCAACUGGAAGUUAAUAUCUGAUACUCAUAAAAGAGUUCACACUGGAGAGAAGCCUUACAUAUGUGAAGAAUGUGAACAAGGAUCCAUCCAUAAAGCAAAGCUUCACGAUUAUUAUAAAGUCCUCACUGAAGAAAAGCCCUUUGAAUGUAAUAAAUGUGGGAUGAGUUUCAGUCAAAAGGCUUCAUUUCAUGCUCAUGAGAGAAUGCACAUUAAAGAAAAAUGCUAUAAUUCUGAUGAGUGUGGGAAAGGAUUCAGUCAUAAGUCAAAUCUUCAUGAACAUGUGAAAGUCCACUCUGGAGAAAAGCCCUUUAUUUGUGAUGAGUGUGGGAAAGGAUUCAGUCAUAAGUCAAAUCUUACCGAACAUAUGAAAGUCCACUCUGGAGAAAAGCCCUAUAAUUGUGAUGAGUGUGGGAAAGGAUUCAGUUGUAAGUCAAACCUUCAUAAACAUCUGAAAGUCCACUCUGGAGAAAAGCCCUAUAAUUGUGAUGAGUGUGGGAAAGGAUUCAGACAGAAAUCAAACCUUCAUAAACAUCUGAAAGUCCACUCUGGAGAAAAGCCCUAUAAUUGUGAUGAGUGUGGGAAAGGAUUCAGUUGUAAGUCAAACCUUCACGUACAUAUGAAUGUCCACUCUGGAGAAAAGCCCUUUAUUUGUGAUGAGUGCGGGAAAGGAUUCAGUUGUAAGUCAAACCUUCACGUACAUAUGAGUGUCCACUCUGGAGAAAAGCCCUAUAUUUGUGAUGAGUGUGGGAAAGGAUUCAGAUUCAAGAAAAACCUUCAUGAACAUCUGAAAGAUCACUCUGGAGAAAAGGCAUAUAUAUGUGAUGAGUGUGGGAAAGGAUUCAGACAGAUGUCACACCUUUAUGAUCAUUUGAAUAUUCACUCUGGAGAAAAGCCCUAUAUAUGUGAUGUGUGUGGGAAAGGAUUCAGAUUUAAGUCAAAUCUUCAACAACAUCUGAAAGUACACUUUGGAGAAAAACUCUUUAUAUGUGAUGAGUGUGGUAAAGGAUUCAGAUGGAAGUCAAGCCUUCAUAGACAUCAUAUAAUUCACAUGAGAGAUAAGCUCUACAUAUGUGUAGAUUGUGGCAACACAUUCACUCAGAAGAAAUAUCUUCAUGAACAUCAGAGAGGUCACACUGCAGGAACAAUCGUUAUAUGUGAUGAGUGUGGGAAAGGAUUCAAAUAUAAGUCAAACCUUCAUGAACAUCAGAGAGUCCACACUGGAGAUAAGCUCUUCAUAUGUGGUGAGUGUGGGAAAAGAUUCAAAUGGAAGUCAAACCUUAAUAAACAUCAUAAAAUUCACACUAGUGAGAAGCCCUAA
Gracilinanus agilis (Agile Gracile Mouse Opossum) is the source of this 1353-nucleotide messenger RNA. Its product is annotated as zinc finger protein 501-like. Gene Ontology annotation, biological process: regulation of transcription by RNA polymerase II. The record is from RefSeq and is a predicted model, not a curated record. Lineage: Eukaryota; Metazoa; Chordata; Mammalia; Didelphimorphia; Didelphidae. The coding region runs from base 1 to 1353 and encodes 450 amino acids. Gene Ontology annotation, molecular function: RNA polymerase II cis-regulatory region sequence-specific DNA binding; DNA-binding transcription factor activity. The transcript has a single exon.